UGUGAGUGUAUGAGUGUGUACAUGAGCUUAAAGUGCCGUGCAGAAGGCUACAUACCAGGACAGGCGUAUAAAUAUUUCUGAUCCAAGAGCGCAGCGAGAAAACUCUCCAAAAGUUUCACGCUGAGGGAAACUUACUGAAGGCGAAGCAGAGGAUUUCAUCGCUGAUCCGGAGGAGAAGCCACGAAGAUAAAAAUGCCAGGUGAGCGGUUGACAGUCAGAGGCACAGCAGAUGUUGGGCGUUUCCCUGGAGCAGCCCCGCCCACCAGGGUGGAGCUGAGCAUUCAGAAGGAGGAUAAAGAUGACGAGGGCGGCUGUCGCAGCUGGUUCAGGAAGAUGUGUCCUUGUUGCUGUAAGCGUCAGAACAGCAUUUCCUAUGAUGUCACGGACAAGGUGGAACUGGUCAAAGUCCCGACAGCAACUCCGACCAACGACUCCACCAAGCCGAAGGCUGAGAACGGAGAAGCAAAAGAGAUGGAGGAACUGAAGCUGUUGGUGCGCUCUGUGGAUCUGCUGAGUGCCAAGAAGGGUCAGAACAGACUGGAGCACCACACCGACCUGUACCACGGGGACAACAUGAUCAUCCGCCGAGGACAGACCUUCCAGAUAGAGGUGGAGCUCAGCAGACCCUUCAAUUCUGAGACUCACAAGCUGCACCUGGACCUGAGGACAGGUCCCCUGCCCAUGGUGUCCAAAGGUACCCAUGUCAUCGUCCCCCUGGUGGAUCACUUGGAGGACGAACGCUGGGAAGCCAAGAUAGUCGAGCAUAACGGCAACAAGAUCAAGCUGUCGGUCAACUCCCCGGCCAACGCUGUGAUUGGCCUGUACGGCCUCACUGUGACAACCAGCUCGACAAAGGGCGAAGCAACAACUACUUACAACUCCAGCAAGAACAUUGUCAUGCUCUUCAAUCCCUGGUGUGAAGAGGACACGGUGUUCAUGGACAAUGAGGAGGAGAGAAAGGAGUACGUUCUGAGCGACGUUGGAAGGCUCUAUUAUGGCACAGAGAACCAGAUCGGGGCUCGCACAUGGAACUUUGGACAGUUUCAUGAGGGAGUCCUGGAAGCGUGUCUGUUUAUCUUGGAGAAGAGCGACAUGCCUGCAUCUGGCCGAGGGGAUCCUGUCAACGUGGUCAGAGUCUUAUCUGCCAUGAUAAACGCUCAGGAUGAUUUUGGGGUCCUGGUAGGGAACUGGUCUGGGGAUUACUCUGAUGGAGUCUCUCCUGCAGCGUGGAGUAGCAGUGUGGAGAUCCUGAGGAAAUACCACUCCUCCGAUGGGACGCCUGUGUCAUAUGGACAGUGCUGGGUCUUCUCUGGGAUCACAACAACAGUGCUGCGUUGUCUUGGUAUACCUGCCCGCAGCGUCACCAACUUCCAGUCUGCUCAUGACACUGAUGUUUCUCUCACCACUGAUAUCUACUUUGACGAGGACAUGGAGCCCAUCGACUACCUCAAUAGCGACUCUGUCUGGAACUUCCACGUAUGGAAUGACUGCUGGAUGGCGAGGCCAGACCUGCCGCCUGGCUACGGAGGCUGGCAGGCUGUUGACUCUACUCCCCAGGAAACUAGCCAGGGCACCUUCCGCUGUGGCCCUGCCUCCGUCAACGCCAUCCGUGCUGGCCAGGUCUACCUCAAACAUGACACGCCAUUCGUAUUUGCUGAGGUCAACAGUGAUAAGAUCUACUGGCAGAGGAACCAGGACUCAACUUUCACCCAGAUCCACAGUGAAAAGAAGGCUAUUGGCCACUGCAUCAGCACUAAAGCAGUGGGCUCAGAUGAUCGGGCAGAUAUCACGCACCUGUACAAACACCAUGAAGGUUCAGAAGAGGAGCGCAUCGCCGUCGAGACUGCCAGCCGCUACGGCAGCAAGCCAGAUGCCUACUCCUCACCCGUGGCGGAGGAUGUGAUCGUGGAGGUGAAGAUGGAGGAUGAAGGGCCUAAGAUGGGUGCAGAUGCCAAGCUGAAGAUCGUGGUGAAGAACCAGAGCUCACAGCCUCGUAAGACCACUCUGCACAGCCAGGUGUCCGUCAUGUACUACACUGGUGUGCUGAAGGGCACCAUCAAGAAGGAGCAGAUGCCCGUGGAGCUUUCGCCACAUGAAGAGAAGAUCAUUGACUGGAUGCUGCCCUACCAACAAUACCAGAACCAGCUGGUGGAUCAGGCCGCUCUUAUGCUAACUCUGUCUGGAAGAGUCAUCGAGACCCAGCAAGUACUCGCCAACCAGACCACCUUCAGGCUCCGCACACCUGACCUCACCAUCACGCCUUUGGGAGACGCUGUGGUUGGUAAGGAGAUGGCAGCCAAGAUUACCUUCACCAACCCCCUGCCCCGUAUGCUCAAAGGAGUUAUAUUCAGAGUGGAGGGCCUGGGUCUGCAGAAAGGCCAUGAAGUAGUAGUUGGCGACGUUGGCGGUCUCUCCACUGUGACAUUGACAGAGCACUUCAUCCCUACCCAGCCCGGGCCCAGGAAGCUGGUGGCGUCUCUUGACUGUAAACAGCUGACUCAAGUGCACGGAGUGGCUGAUAUUAUUGUUCAUGAGCAUUGAAAGGGUGCUAGAAGCGUUAGCUUCCUGCCCUGCUUCACUCGCAGAUUAUUCUGUAUGAAUUAUAAACUGAGAGCCUCAAACUAUAAGAAAAGUGUGCUCCGAUUCUGUAUCUUAAACUCUCUUGUUUAUUUGUCACUACAGUCAUUUUUAAAGUCUCUGUUUAGCCUGUUAGCCAGUGUAGCACUGUCAGUAUUAUUUUUUUAACUUGAAAAUAACUAAGAGAAGAAUUCACGCUUCUGCCUUGCUCUGGAUUUAAAACUGGUGAAUGCGUGCACAAUGAAUGAAGUGCCUGGAUUAACAAGCUUUCUUAUUCUGAAGUUAUUAAGCUGUCACAUUACAUACACUAGUACAUUUUAACACAAUGAAAUUAUGAAGAAAAGGGUCCACAAGUGGGGUCAAGAUAAUUAAGUAAUCAUGUAAAUAUUUUAUUUCUAUCACUCAUUUAUUGUUAUGAGACGAAGAGGACGUGAAGCGUAUUUUCAGACAGAAUAAACCUUGUUGAGCUCACAUGAAGGAAGAACACUGUGAGGUGUUAUUAAAGGAAGUGAUGCUGAAAUUGGCUUUGGCAUUUUGCAAAAGGGCACAUUAUAAUUUCUCCAGUUUUCUCAGAUCAACUGGCUGAUAAAAGGGUGCAGAUUUUUUUAGAAAGAUUGUCAUAAUAAUCAGUUUUAAUUCAAAUUUUACAUCCAAAAAAUAACCACUUUUAUCAUGGAAAUGUCUCAGUUUACAGAAGCAAUCCCGUAUGUCUCCCCAGGAAGGAUGUUGCUCUGAAUGCAUUGUGUGUGUUUCUACGUUAUGUGUGUAUAAUAACACUGAUAUCAACCUUACAGGAUAUUGCAAAAUUAGACUCAACUGCUGUGAUUCCCAGCCGGAGCCGUUGCAGGCCUUAACUCACCUUAGUUUUAGCAGGUUUGAGUCUGUGUGACACAAUGUGAAGGAAACUAGUUCAUUAACAAUACACUAUUUAUCUACCUUAUCUACUUGAAUGUUUUUUUGUAUUGUAUGUUUUGCAUUGGGAAUAAAACUUACACAUCCCUGAA
Molecule: messenger RNA, 3581 nt
Organism: Cheilinus undulatus (humphead wrasse)
Lineage: Eukaryota; Metazoa; Chordata; Actinopteri; Labriformes; Labridae
Gene: tgm1l1
Product: transglutaminase 1 like 1
Exons: 14
Coding region: 193-2541 (782 amino acids)
Biological process (GO): peptide cross-linking
Molecular function (GO): protein-glutamine gamma-glutamyltransferase activity
Source: RefSeq, a predicted model, not a curated record